ACAUUUCAAAAGCAGUCGAGGUGGAGAAGCUCGCAGCUGAUUGGUAACAGUCACGCAUGCAUUUACGUGGUUAAAAUUUAAGAUACCUCUUGUUAUAAGUCGGCGAUUAUGAUAUUUUAUAUUCGUCCGUCAUAAUCCCAAGGAGACUGGACUGUGAUUAAUUACUAUAUAAAUAAUGGUGUUGAUUAGAGGAAAUUUAAGGCUACCUUUCUAUCUAGCUUUAUGCAUAGUUUUUAUAUUAGAAUGUAUAGUACAAACUCGAGCUGUUUCGGUUAUGAGUAUAGACUUUGGCAGCGAAUGGAUGAAAAUUGCAAUAGUUUCUCCUGGCGUGCCAAUGGAAAUAGCUUUAAAUAAAGAGUCUAAACGAAAGACACCGAUAGCAAUUGCAUUCCGUGAUGAAGAAAGAACAUUUGGCGAGGAUGCAAUGGGAGUUUGUGUCCGUUUUCCUAAAAACUGCUAUGUUUAUCUAUUAGAUCUUCUAGGAAAGAAAGUCGACAAUCCUAUAGUUAAAUUAUUCCAGCAAAGGUUUCCUUAUUAUGACAUAGUGCCAGAUCCUGAUAGGGGGACAGUUGUAUUUCAACAUGACUCAGAAACAACAUUUAGUGUUGAAGAACUAGUAGCAAUGAUGAUUAGCAAAGCACAGGAAAUAGCACAAAAUUCUGCUGGACAGGUAAUUAAUGAAGCUGUUAUUACAGUGCCUGGGUUUUUCAACCAAGCUGAAAGACGUGCAAUGAUCCAGGCAGCAGAAUUAGCCGGUAUUAAAGUUUUACAACUGAUUAAUGAUUACACAGCAGUGGCUUUGAAUUAUGGCAUAUUCAGACGGAAAGAUUUUAAUGAAACAACUCAAUACAUAAUGCUAUACGAUAUGGGCUCUUCAAGUACUUCAGCUACUGUAGUAGGUUAUCAAGUCGUAAAAACAAAAGAAAAAGGAUAUGUCGAAAGCAAUCCUCAACUUACUAUUCUCGGUGUCGGCUAUGACAGAACAUUAGGUGGGCUUGACAUGCAAUUGAGAUUGAGAGACUAUUUGGGCAAGAAAUUCAAUGAAAUGAAAAAGACGAAAAAUGAUGUCUUUAAAAAUCCCCGUUCUCUGGCUAAGCUUUUCAAAGAAGCCGGAAGGCUAAAAAAUGUACUCAGUGCCAACAUGGAACAUUUCGCCCAGGUAGAAGGGUUAUUGGACGAAGUAGAUUUUAAGCUACAGGUGACAAGGGAUGAGUUUGAAAACCUCUGUAAAGAUCUUUUUGACCGGGUUCAGCAGCCGAUCGAGACUGCUUUGAAAACGUCCGGUCUUACAAUGGAUGUUAUAAGUCAAGUAAUCUUAGUCGGAGCCGGAACCCGAGUCCCAGCUGUUCAAGAACGACUUACAGCAUCAGUCGGCAUGGAGCUUGGAAAGAAUCUGAACACGGAUGAAGCUGCUGUUUUUGGAGCCGUGUACAAAGCCGCUGAUCUUUCAGCCGGGUUUAAAGUUAAGAAAUUUGUCACAAGAGAUGCUACAUUAUUUCCAGUUCAGGUUACUUUUGAAAGAGAAGGGGACAGUGGAGCUCCCAAGCAAAUGAAAAGAACAUUAUUCGGAUUAAUGAAUCCUUACCCACAAAAGAAAAUACUUACUUUUAACAAAAAUUUGACUGACUUUGAGUUUCAUGUCGUCUAUGGUGAUAUUGAAUAUCUCGGGGAAAAAGAAAUAAGUACAAUUGGAACGACUCAUUUGAGUAAAGUAUCACUAUCGGGGGUUGCUUCUGCUGUACAGAAGAAUGUUGGUCCCAAUACAGAUGUUAAAGGCAUAAAAGUCCAUUUGAACAUGGAUGAAAGUGGCCUUUUGCAUCUUGUGAAUGUUGAACUUGUCGUUGAAAAAACCAUCCCCGAAGGCGGCACAGAACCUGAAGAGUCACCAUUGUCCAAACUGGGAAGCACAAUAAGCAAACUAUUUACUGGACCGGAAGAAACUUUGAAAGAGAAUAUAGAUAAACCUGAAGAGAAAGAAGAGAGUGGCGAGACUGAGAAAAAAGGGGAAAAGGGACCGGAAAGCAAUAAGACCAAAGAAGAGACUGAAAAAGACGAUAAAAAGGCAAAAGAAGAAGCUAAACCCAAGCCGGUUGUCAUCAGGGAACCAAUUGAAGCAAAGGAGGAACUACUCAUUGUGCCGAGCUUGGAUAAACAGCAAUUAGAACAAUCAAAUUCUAAGAUUGCAGAAUUGAACAAAAAAGAUGAAUCCAAAAGAAAGCAUGAAGGUGCAUUGAAUGCGCUUGAAAGUUUUGUUUUUGAAGCACGGAACAAGUUGUUAACUGAAGAAUACCAACAGGCGUCUACACCUGAGGAAGUCAAAGCCGUUAAUGAUUUGUGUGAAAAAAUGUCCGAGUGGUUGGAUGAAGAAGGUUUCUCAGCAGAUGUUGACACGCUCGAGACAAAAUUGACAGAGCUGAAGAAAGUUACAAAAAAUAUAUGGAGCCGUGUCAAGGAGCAUCAAGAAAGACCCGAGGCGCUAACUGCACUGAAUUCGAUGCUGAAUGUAAGUCAGGGAUUCUUGAUGACGAUAAAAAAUGUCACUUCACAACAGGCAGAUACACCGGAAGGCUCGGUAUUCACACAAGUCGAAAUUGACGGUCUUGAAAAAAUGAUAAAAGAAACAUUGGACUGGAAGGAAAAGGCAGUUCUAGAACAAAAUUCACAGCCACUGUCUGAACAUCCAAAACUUACACUCAAACUUAUUGGUGAAAAGAUGGCACUACUCGAUCAAAUGGUAAAAUACCUCGUAAAUAAGGCAAAAAUAUGGAAAGCAAAACUUCCUGAUGACAAAACAAAGGAAAAAGUGAAUGAGACACAGGGUACGAAUACAACACAGAACACGACAGAGAAGGUAGUCCCAGAGCCUGUAGAAGUUCCUCUAGACGAUAAGCCAGAAAAGUCCGAAGAAGAAUCAUCUAAGCCUACUGAAAAGACUGAUGAAACUGAAAGUGAAAAGAAGAAACAUUCAGAACUGUGAAAAUGUCGAUAAAACUCUCAACAUAACAGCGUAUUAAACUCACUGAUAUUUUAAAAAUUCCAGAAAUAGCCUUUCAAAUUAAUAUGAAUACUAUCUAUCAAGGAACUAUUACGAUGUAAUUUAUUUAAAUUCUCAGGAAGAAGUUUGUUUUUAAAAAAGAACUGGCUACCGAAGAAGUGUAAUUGUUUUUAAGUGCAAUGCAGUGGCUAAAGUUGUUCAUCUGUCUAUUUUCUAUUGAACUAUUUAUUGAACUUUGUCUUGUAUAUAAUAUUUGGGUAUUGUGAUUACUUUAGACGGGAAUCAAGAGUAUUGUGAUGUUAGUUUUUUUUUUUUUUUUUAAUUAAACCGGUUUGAUCAGAAUUGUUCAGUAUUAAAUGAAUAAUCCAAAAUUUCAAAACUA
This is a messenger RNA of Cimex lectularius (bed bug), 3377 nucleotides long. It is a transcript of the gene Grp170, whose product is annotated as hypoxia up-regulated protein 1. Gene Ontology annotation, biological process: endoplasmic reticulum unfolded protein response; cellular response to hypoxia; negative regulation of hypoxia-induced intrinsic apoptotic signaling pathway. The transcript is spliced from 15 exons. Gene Ontology annotation, cellular component: endoplasmic reticulum chaperone complex. The record is from RefSeq and is a predicted model, not a curated record. NCBI's taxonomy places the organism in Eukaryota, Metazoa, Arthropoda, Insecta, Hemiptera, Cimicidae. The coding region runs from base 176 to 2977 and encodes 933 amino acids. Gene Ontology annotation, molecular function: ATP-dependent protein folding chaperone; ATP binding.